Molecule: messenger RNA, 1830 nt
Organism: Fusarium verticillioides 7600
Lineage: Eukaryota; Fungi; Ascomycota; Sordariomycetes; Hypocreales; Nectriaceae
Exons: 3
Coding region: 1-1830 (609 amino acids)
Source: RefSeq, a predicted model, not a curated record
AUGGUAGAAAGGAAUUUCCAGUACCUCCCAACACUCAACUUCACAGCCAGCCCGUUCAAACAAUUCACCAUCCCCCAGGAUUGGCGAGCAUGGGAGAUCGCAUGGCUUUAUCGCUUACCCGCCAUCAUCACCCAUGAUACAGUUCCUGCUAGACUAAUCGAGACCGGGUGUAUCGUCAAUAAUGUGACUAAUUGUCAUAAAGCGUGUGAAAGCGAAGAGUACAUGUUCUCGAAUCCCGAAACAUUAUGGAACUGUCUGACCUUGGCGACUGUUGCCAUGAUGUCUACCAACCGCGGGCCAGAUUCCAUCAGUAACGCGACGUUAGAGGAGGUGGAUAGGAGGUUCAAUACUGGUCCGCUGGAUGAGUUCUGGAGACUUGGUGCGUUGCUGAGCUACGUCAAAUGUGCGCUGCAGUCUUGUUCGGACUCCAAGUUUGGUGGAUGUCCGCCGGAACUUUGGACAUUCCAGUGUCAAAUGCUCACAUCGAAGAACAUCAAGGACCUGGGCAGAAUCAUGAGUACAGAGUACUGCGACAAGGCUGAUCCUGGAAUUGACUACGAUAUUGCAGGGCCUGGUAUAAUCGUGGCAUAUUUGAUCCAGUUCACAAUAGUCCUGUUCUUUGCGCUAUGCUACAAGAUCACCAAGACGUGGAUAAGAAACUUUACCCUGAUCUCGCUCCUUCCAUUUCAAGGACCCGCUAGAGCCGUCGAGACAGCGUUUCACUGGCAAAAGGUGGUCUCGAGGAGCAGCUUCAGUAUCGCAGUUGCUUCAACCCUUGUCGAUCUUCAAGAGGCACAAGCUGUGUUCCUCGGCACUAUCUCUAUAGCUGCUAUCAUCACCUUCUCAAGCUCUAGCGGAACGGGACUCGGUAACAUCAGUUCACUACUCUCCUGGCUGACAAACAACCUCACGGUACGGGGCAUGGUCUCAGCGGGGAUGUAUCCCCUACUGUUCGUGCAGCUCAUCCUUCAGAAAACUUACAAUCGUUGGUGGUAUACACUCGCUCUUGUGUUCAUCAACUGGGUUCUUGUUGUGCUCAUUGCUCGUCCUCAGACUGUUGAUGAACCUUCGCUAUUGAAACACUUCGAUGAAAGCUCGCCUUUGGAACGCUGUGGAAAUCAUACCGGUCCUAGAACGUUCUGUCAGACGUUCAACAAGGCCGCGGAGAGGGGCUCUGGUUCCACUACCGGUGAAGAGCUAGGCCAUCUAGAUCGAGAUGCGGAGAACUUCUUCAAGUUCCACUCAAGAAUACAGGCACCAAUGCAUGUAGUCAUGGCUUUCCUGAUACUUGAUUGGAUCCUUGCCAUGAUUAGGAUGCACCUCUUUGAGCGGGGCGACUGGUUAUCUGACAAGGCCCAUGCCUUUAUGGAUGGCUUGCCUUCGCUUCUAAAGUCGUUUUAUACGAAGAGGUACUUCGUGCUGUUCACAGAAGCAAUCUGGAUCGCAAUGGAAGUCCUCACUAUCGUCUUGGGCGUCAUAGGGGUAAAUGAGUUCACAGCAUUUAUGCAUCUACUCAGUGGCGGGGAGUCGGGUAACGAGAGCAAGGUUGCCCUAUCGAAAUGGGGUUUCGGACAGCUGGUAGCAGUGUGCGUUUGGGUUCCAGUUAUCCUCAAGUUCGGUUGUCUCAUGGUUGACGGGGCCCUGCCGGGUUGGAGAAAACGGUUGGGCCAGUUUAUCGAGAUUACACAGCGCAAAGAAACAGAACCGGAUGGGAACGAUGUUGUUAUGGAAACUUUGCUUCCGUCCAGAUCUACCAAGAGGGGCCAGACGGAUGAGGUAGAGGGACGGACUCUGACAGCGAGGCGGUCUUGGGGCAGAACAUGUGAUUAG